AUGGAGACUCCAACAACUGUCCAGAAUCGAUUCGGCGACGCGUGUGCCAGCGCUGACGGAAUCACGUUCAAGGCGGGGGUGAAUACGGGUACAAUCAACAUAAAAGGUGGGUGUCUUCUCUCCUCAGCCGAAAAACUCAUUUCCGUACUGAUCGUUGUCAAAUUUUCAGAGAGGCCCAGAAAUAUCCCUUUCCCGAAAGCGGCCUACGAUGCCACGUUUGAUGCUGCGAAAAAGGAGCAUGUGGCAAGUUGUCUACCUGGCACGCGUGUCGAGGUUCUGAAAGAAAUACAAAAAUGGAUGGAUGGUGACAAUCCCAAAAAGCUAUAUUGGCUGAAUGGAAUGGCGGAAAAGUGUUCGUCUGGGAGCGAGCUUUUUCUUCUCAAGGGUGGUGGUGAUCUUGCUUCCGCUAGCAGAUUCGCUUCGACGAUUGCCAUUCAACUCUGUGAGGUCUCAGCCGAGAUGCGAGGGCUUAUUGAGAAGGUGGUUGAUGAUAACCCUCGCCUCGACAGCUUGAAUGUACAGGAACAGUGGGAUAAGCUGAUCAUUCAACCAAUAUCCGAGUUUUACCAACAUGCUCUGACAGGCUCGAUUGGUCUCCUGCUUGUGAUUGAUGCGUUAGACGAAUGCAAUAAUACCGAGGAUGUCAACGUCCUGAUUCGAUGUCUUGAGAGGGUGACCCAGAUCGAGGGUGCGAAUUGCCGCGUUUUUCUCACUAGCAGACCCGACCAACCCAUCAAAGCCGGACUAGGUAGUAGUACUUCUGUGCCCAGGGAAAGCUUCAUUCUUCACAAUAUCGAAAAAUCAAUUUUGUAUGAAGACCUAGGGCUCUAUUACAGAGACCAGUUUACCCGUAUGAGAGCGACAAUGUCUUUUCAAGAGGACGUCAUUUCCGACAGCCUGAUAGCCAGUCUCGUUGAGAGAUCACAUGGACUAUUCAUCCAUGCAGCCACAGUCUGCCGAUUUAAUCGGAGAAAGCCAACAGCGCAGAUCAAGAACUGGAUAAGAUGUAUUCAACGGUCCUUGAAUACUCUUUCGUCUUUCGUCUCUGUGACAGAUGGCCUUUCUCUGGAGGAGACAAGAAAAAUCCACGAACUGUUUCAGCGUAUCAUUGGAGCAAUAAUUACGAUAUCUGACGCCAUGAGCUCAGAGAACCUGGCCCUGCUUCUUGGAGAGAAAAGGGAGAGGAUAGACACGACAUUGGGUUAUCUCCAUUCAGUCAUCGAUGUGCCAGAAAGCAAACAGGAACUGAUCCGAAUCCUGCACCCAUCAUUCCGCGAACUUUUGCUAGAUAACAAACGUUGUACCAACAAAUCGUACUCCAUUCUUGGGGAGGAAAUCCACGGCUAUCUUCUGAACCGUUGUUUUGACUUUUUGAUCUCCCAGCUGCGGCGAAACCCGCUUCAUAUCUCACAGCCAGGUGCGAAGGCGCGGGACGCAUCAAUCGACAGAAUCAACACGUGGAUUUCAAUACCUCUUCAAUAUUCCUCAAAAUACUGGUGGAAUCACUUUGAAAAUAGCAGUGACAAGUGGCGAGCAAACGUCCCCCUAUUGGAGCUUUUGCAAGACAAGUAUCUUUACUGGCUCGAAUGUCUCGCAUGGCUCGGAAAGCUACCGCAGGGGAAGUCAACCACGUUGAUAUCGUCCAAGCAUUGGAAACAGAAGACUGAGUCACUUCUCCGGUCAUCUAUUUCUGACGGAUUGUAUUUUCUCUUGAGCAGUAGAAUUAUGAUAGAAGGAGCACCUUUGCAGCUCUAUGUUUCGGUCUUGCUAUUCACCCCAAUGCUAAGCGAUGUGAGAAUUACGAACUACAAAGAGGUACCCAAGUGGAUUCUAAACAAACCUUCCACCCGCGAGAAAUGGGGCGAGUCAGAUGAUAUCUUAUCAAUUCACCAUUCGUCCCGAGUUCGCUCAAUUGCUGUCUCUUCGGACAUUACUCUGAUUGCCACAGCGUGCGAUGACCGUAUGGUACACAUAUGGGAUGCAACGAACGGAACAGAGAGGUUAGCACUUCAGGGCAAUACCAUGAGCUGGGCAAGUGUAUCAUUCUCACCAGAUGGGUGUAUUGUUGCGUCUCUCGUCAACAAUACUGUGUCGAUGUGGAACAUUCGAGGAGUCCUUGGCCGAAUACCACACCCAGACUUCCAAUUCCACCUCCAAAAUUCAGUUUCUCUAACCAAACCGAGUACCUACCCAAUGUGUGCCUUUUAUCCAGAUGGAAUACUAUUCGCAGCAGGCUCAUAUCCCCAUGACAUUUGGGUUUGGGAUAUGAGGUUCAAAUCCGCUGUCAAGUUCCACCUCCAAGCUGAACACAGCACCGAGAUCGGUGGGCUAUGCUUUUCACCAGAUGGGUCCCUAUUGAUAUCUGUCUCUCAAAUUACACUCGCACAUCCCAAACCAAAUUUCAAUAUCUGGGAUACAUGUACUGGGACUGAGAUUGGAAGUGAAGCUAAAAUUCCUGGAUCGAGUUCGGCGAGGCUCUUGUGCGGGACAAAGCACAUUACGAUUUCGUCUCCAACAUCAAAAGAGAAAAUGGGUCUGGUUCUUUGUGAUAUCCGUACGGGCGCAGAUUUCAGAAGUUUCCCGCUUGGGUUCUUCUUUCCCGACGAUGCACUGUUUAGGCCUCAAGAUGGCAAGCUUUUACUCGCAAAAUGCUCGCCCAAUCAGAUUUGGAUGUGGCCACCUGACGAAUUCAGAAAAACGUUCUUGUUCACGAGCGGUAAUCAUCCCAUCGAAAGCUUUGUGUUUUCUCCAAAUGGAAGAUUUAUCAUCGCGGUCAAAGCCCCCAACGAACUAGUAAUAUGGAAUAUUGAAGAUGUUGGACGUGAAUCACCUAAACUGGUGGAGAUGUAUCGACGCAUUCGCAACAUGGGACACUUUAUUAGAUCCCCGAAUGGAAAGCUACUCACAACCUGGAAAGAUAAUUCCAUCGCCGCGGUCUGGGAUACAAAUACCGGAAAGGAGAAAUGUCGCUUCGAAACACCCAUUAGUCUCACGUAUCCCAUAUUCUCUUCGGAUGGCAACGUCUUAGCGGUGCUGGUGGAUACAGGGAUUCACUUUUGGCACACAGAAACCGGGCAGAAAGGACAAAUACUGAGGACAAAUGACGAGCAAACACUUGGGACUGGAUGCUUUCAAGUAUCUGCCAAGGGUGAGAAAUUCAUUUAUAUUCCGCAAGAUACAUGGUCUCAACCUUUCUGUGAAUGUCAGAUCUGGGAUAUUCAUAACCACGGCAGAGUUUCCAACUCCACAGUACAGAUCACCUCCUGUGAAAAGCCUGGAGUUGCGCUGUCACCAAAUGCGCAGUUUUACGCUAUAUGGUGUGAAGAAUCAACUUUCAUCGAGAUCAGAUCAUUCUCGAGCAUUUCACUCCAACGCAGGACCUUCAAACAGUAUGGAACUAUGAUCACUUGA
Messenger RNA from Penicillium cosmopolitanum, 3411 nucleotides. RefSeq names its product WD40 repeat domain-containing protein. Lineage: Eukaryota; Fungi; Ascomycota; Eurotiomycetes; Eurotiales; Aspergillaceae. The transcript has 5 exons. The record is from RefSeq and is a predicted model, not a curated record. Gene Ontology annotation, molecular function: protein binding. The coding region runs from base 1 to 3411 and encodes 1136 amino acids.